AUGCAGAGAAUAUGCGGGAUCGUCAUGAAGCAUCGGUAUAAUCGAGAUAUAGGACGGGUCGGUGGUCUAUUAAACCGCAACGAAUGUACAACGACGCGUGUUAAAUCGCCAUUUUUCGCUUUUAAAUACCACCUGCACGCAGCUUUACUUCUAUUGGUUGUAUCAUCGGUCACGAACUCACGCAUGGCAUUGAUAACUCUGGAAGAUACUACGCUGGUGACGGUAUCUUGCGGAACUGAUGGAGCAACGACACAGCAAACAAGUUUUGAUGAAGCAAUACAAUAG
Molecule: messenger RNA, 285 nt
Organism: Peronospora farinosa
Lineage: Eukaryota; Oomycota; Peronosporomycetes; Peronosporales; Peronosporaceae
Source: the annotation of a GenBank genome assembly